AUGUUCAACUCGCCGAGCGCCCGGAAGUCCGUCGACAGCUUGCAUGCCCUUCCACCAACAGGCCGUUCAGAAUAUCCCCUCCAUAGUCGAACUGGACGAUCAAGCUCACGGCGCGGAUCUACGGCGAGCUCUAUCAGGUCUUUUGGGGGAGGAGAUAAUUCCUCCAGCAAUUGGACUCACUCUGUUCAUGAGACCGGGCAAAAUGGUAUGUCCACUAGCCGGACACCCCACUUGAGCAUGUUCUAA
This is a messenger RNA of Clonostachys solani, 246 nucleotides long. The record is from the annotation of a GenBank genome assembly. Lineage: Eukaryota; Fungi; Ascomycota; Sordariomycetes; Hypocreales; Bionectriaceae.